UCGCGCUUAUUUAAAGUACUACAGGUUAUAAGGGGUACAUUUUACAAGUGACAAAAGUACUAGAUUCUCAAAUCGGAGAUUGGGAUUGGCGAUUGGCUACAUUGCAUCUGUAAGAUGCGAAAAAUCGGGAAAAAUGGAUGACGAGAGUGAAUAUAUUAGUUUUGUCUAAACUUUAUCUUAGCAGCAAAAUGGGUAAUCAAUUAGUGGGCAUUGCGCCCAGUCAAAUAUUUCCAGUAGAACACUAUUUGACGGAUCAUAGCGAUUUAUUGUUCGACGUAAACUUAGGAAGUACUAGAUUUUUCAAAGUGGCUCGAGCUCGCAGCCAGGAAGGCCUGAUAGUUGUAAAAGUAUUUGCAAUUCAUGAUCCAACAUUGCCAUUAUCUACCUAUAAGGACAAGCUAGAGGAGAUUAGAUCAAAGCUAGCCUCAGCUGUCAACUGCCUACCAUUUCAACGAAUGAUUCUUACAGAAAAAGCAGGCUCAAUAAUGCGAGAAUAUGUAAAAUAUUCUCUUUAUGACAGAAUCAGCACUAGACCAUUUUUAACAAGCAUUGAAAAAAAGUGGAUUACUUUCCAAGUAUUGUAUGCUCUUCAUCAAGUUCAUAAGUUUGGAGUUUGUCACGGUGACAUAAAACUGGAAAACAUUAUGAUAACUAGCUGGAACUGGGUAUUACUUACAGAUUUUGCUAGUUUUAAACCAACAUAUUUACCAGAAGAUAAUCCUGCGGAUUUCUCAUACUUCUUUGAUACUUCCAGGAGAAGGACUUGUUACAUAGCACCUGAACGAUUUGUGAAAACAUUAUCCUCAGAAUUAAGCAAUACAUUGUUAUUGCCAGAACAAGAAGUAAAAACAGGCGAUCUACAUCCCAUGAUGGAUAUCUUUUCUGCAGGAUGUGCUUUAACAGAAUUGUAUAAUGAAGGCCAUCCACCAUUUGAUUUUUCACAGCUUUUAGCAUACAGGAACAAUGAAUAUUCAGUGAACAAACACUUGGACAGUAUAGACGAUCCAGGAAUACGAGAGUUGCUUGGGUCAAUGCUCGAGAGAAAUCCGUUAAACAGAAAGAGUGCUGAAAUUUAUCUGGCUCAAGCUCGCGGUAUCAUUUUUCCGGAAUAUUUUUAUUCCUUUCUGCAAUCUUAUAUGCUCAUUUUUUCCGCCGCUCCGAUUUUAUCACCGGACGAAAAAAUAACUAGAUUAAAAAAGGACAUUGGCAAUAUUAUAAGUAUAUUAAGGGCAGAAGAAAAUGAACGAACGAGAAUGAAAUCUACAGAAACAAAAUCUAGCCAAUGCGAAAGUAACAUGGAAUCGAUUAAGGACGAUUCUGGUCACAGUGAGGAAAACACUAUGGUAGAAGUCGACAGCGAUCAAAGCUCCGAUAAGACCGAUUUGAAUCAACUUGACAUGAAGAGUACAAUUCAAGAUGUUAGCACUGAAAGUCAAGUAGAAGUGGAACCAGAACUUAAAACAUCUGUGGAUUGUAAACAAACGUGCAAUGAAGAAUCCCAGAAACCAGUUUUAGCUUCGACUGACAUUCUAGAAGGACUCGUUAUCAUAACUCAACUUGUUACAUCUUGCAUAAGAGGAUUGCAUCACUCGCAAUCUAAAUUAUAUAGUUUAGAAAUAUUAUUGGAGCUAGCUGAAAAUGUUUCCGAUGAGACAAUUCUUGACAGAAUAUUACCUUACAUUUUCCAUCUGGUCCACGAUCCGGCACCGCGAGUAAGAGUAUCGGCGAUACAUACUUUGACAAAGUGUUUGCAUCUUGUGAAAUCGAUACCAUCUUCGGAUGUGAACAUAUUCCCUGAAUACAUUCUACCAGGUUUAGCACAUAUAACCCAAGAUGACGCAGUUAUUGUUAGGGCAGCUUAUGCGGAAAAUAUUGCACAUUUGGCACAUAUUGCUUUACGUUAUCUAGAGAAUGCUCAUCUGUCUAACUUGAACAACAAAGAGGGGCCAAAGCCCAGUUAUGAUAGUGAACUGCAAACCUUGCAUGAAAUGGUCCAACAAUCAGUUUCAAUGUUGUUAACAGACCCCCAAAAUUUAGUGAAACAGACUUUGAUGGAGAAUGGAAUAAAUAAAUUGUGUGUAUUCUUUGGCAAACAAAAGGCGAACGAUAUUUUACUCAGUCACGUUAUCACAUUCUUAAACGACAAAGAGGACAGGGAAUUGAGAGGUUCCUUCUUUGAAUGCAUAGUGGGUGUGGCUGCAUAUGUUGGUUGGCAUAGUAGCCCUAUAUUAAUGCCACUUCUGCAGCAAGGCCUAUCUGAUCCAGAAGAAUUUGUAACCACAAAGGCCAUAAAUGCUAUGGCGACGCUUACAGAAUUAGGUCUGCUGCAUAAAUCUGCUCUCUAUCAACUAUUAUCAGAAACUAUGGUUUUUCUGGUUCAUCCAAAUUUAUGGAUACGUCAUGCAACCGUCGGCUUUAUAUCCGCGGCGGCGAGGACUUUGAACGUAGUAGAUGUUCAGUGUAAAGUUCAGACGAUGCUUCAACCGUAUUUGAAGCAUUCAUUGAUCCAGAUAGAAAAGGAGAUUUUAUUGCUAGAGGCUCUCGUUCCUCCCAUAUCCAGAAUAGUGUACGACUCUGUAGUAAAGUAUAACGAUGUGGAGGAGUUGUUUCAGGUACUCGAACAAAGACAGGCAGUCAGAGCGAAAGCUGUGAUGGGUGUCGUGCCACCACAAUAUAACGAUAUGAGUACGUCUUUACGAAACCUUUUUAGGCGACUGAGUUCAGAAUCGAUGACAGAGGCAGUUGAGGAUCAAUUGCUGAUCAUGAAACCACACUUGAUUAAGAUCAAUAAAUACCGUUCUGUUGACACGAAGCAAAAUAUUGUAAAGCUUGCGGACGGCAAGCUGGAGCUAAGUCCAGUGAAGGAUAGGAUAAGACACCAUGUCGUUGUAUUGUAUCCCGAUGCGAAAGGAGACUUGACUUUGCCACCCUUCAAGAGAUUAGAUCGAAGAACAUCGGAGACCGUUGGCACGUAUGCAACAAUGAAUCAGGAAUGGCGCACGAUGUUUGCAGCUCAAGACAAUGCUCAGCAUGCUAUCGUUAAAAUGUCAGACAUGACUGGAAGCAGUGGUAGUCCUAGUCAGAGCAUACAUAGCGGAGAUAUUCAUUUAUCUCCUCAUCAUUGUCUGUCAGAUAUGACCAGCAUUAAUUCUCUCAUGAACGAUCAUUCGCUCCACGAACGGUCCUACAUACAAUAUAGAUGUGCACCAUGUCGAUUGGAAGUACGGCAAUUAACGUGUCGAAAGCAGGAACAACAUACGGCAAUAUUAAGAGCGAAGUGUUGGGCUAAUAACGUCUGCGAAGCCGGCUCUACGUCAAUGCCAAAGGAUUGGAGGCCCCGGGGAGUUCCGGUCGCGCAUCUUCACGAGCACCGAGCCGCGGUGAAUAGAUUGGUUUCGAUACCGGAUACCAGUUUAUUUGCAAGUAAUUCUUCCGACGGAUGCAUUAAAAUUUGGGACGCCAGUAAAAUGGAAGGACGAAACAUUGCUAAUCGUUCUAGGCAAACGUACAUGCACAGAGGAGGCCCAUUGGUUGGCUUAACCGUGUGCGACCAAGGGCAAUCUUUAGCUAGUUCGGCGAGCACAUCCGGAACGGUAUUCGUACUUCGGAUUGAGUCAAAUUCUAGUAAAAUGAGUCUAAUUGGCACUCGUCAAUUGGAUCUUCAGGAAGAAGGAUGUGCCGUUGAUCUGCAAUAUCUAGAUUGCGGCUCUCAAUCGGUUCUCGUGUAUGCUUCGUUAUACGGAUCGCUAGUAGGCUGGGAUUUGCGGUGUCCUGGGACAAUAUGGCGUUUGGAGAACGAUUUGAAACACGGAGUUAUCACAUCAUUCUGCGUAAAUAGUCAUCAGCAAUGGUUGACUCUCGGUACUAGCUCGGGUAUUCAUACCUGUUGGGACUUGAGAUUUCAAUUGCCAAUAACGAGUAUCAAGCAUCCGACAGGCGCCAGAGUGCGAAAGGUCAUUACGCAUCCAACGGAACAUUCGUGGAUAAUCUCGGCGGUACAAGGUAAUAACGAGAUUUCAAUGUGGAAUCUGGAAACUGACCAUCGACAAAUGGUUCUGUGGGCGUCGAACGCCCCGCCAUUGAGUCGCACUCAGGCCGGUCAUAGUGUGUGUGCCAUGUACGCCGGAUGCAUCGACUGCUCGGGCUUUCUCCUAGCCGGUGGCACCGAUAUGCGGCUACGUUUCUGGGAUUUUAAUAGGCCCACCACGUCUUACGUUGCUCUGCCUGCUGCCAAUGAUGGUCUCACGCCGAAUUCAUUAGCAUAUGAUUUACGUUUAAUAGAUGGAACGAAUGUUGUACAAGAAGUAAUGGUAGAUGAUGAUUCUAAUCCGUCAUCCGGAAGUGACGCGAGAGGAAGAAACAUAGAAGAAAAUGGUCCUGAAACUCCACCUUCUGGCCAACACGACACGAUCUCUGCCGUGGCUAUGUCGAAUAUGUGCUUUCUCACCGGGAGCACGGACGGCCUAAUACAAGUUUGGAAAUGAUUGUUUUUCACGCUCCCAUACUUGAUUCCAAAGUUCCUCGCUCGGACGACAAAAGGUUUUUUACAGUGCAAUGCGGAUUUCUCUCUUGUAAUAACGAAAUCAUUGUGAUUCAAGUAAGGAAUAAGUUAUUCUCUAGAAUAAUCCAAUAGGCAAAUUGUCCAGCAAUGUGGUCGGAUAAUUACCAUAGUAUAAUUUAUUUAAAGAGAGUCGGAAGAAUCGUGAUAAAACAGCAUGGAUAUAAUGCCACAAUAUUUCAUUUUGGCAAAAAUUAGUAAUUAUAUUUUUUAAACAAUUUUGUAAUUAUUGUUGACAUCAGGACUCAUUGCAAAUUGGUGAUAUCAUAUUCACUGUGUUCAAAAUAACUUUACAAAUCACAUCAAUUUAUUUGGGUUUAUAUCAUUUCUUUUUUUUUUUUUUUUAGAAAAUAUAAUUUCUAAAUAUAAUUUCUAAUAUAAUUUUAUAGAUAAAUUACAUACAAGUAAGAAAAAUACAAUUUACAAUUAGAUUUCAAUUUAAAUUAUAUUUUAUAUUGCUCAGUUUAUUCUUGGACAAUUUUAGGAUGGUUCUUAUUAUUUUCUUAAAUCAUAAAUAUCGAUAUGUAUGUACUAUGUUGCCAUGCUGUACUAACUCUGUGAUUCUCUCUGGACUGUAUAUAAAACAUGUAAUAUACAUGAUAUUUAAGAUUACCAGUUAUUACAAUUGCGCUAUAUAAGUGUGCAUUUUUUAAGAAAAUCGAACAUAAACUUGCAUUAUACCAUGUAUAAUAAUGUAUAUAAUUUAUUUUUGUACGUAAAAGACAGCGAAGAAAAAGAUAGCUUGGAAUAUUACUGAUAUAUUAGAGAGAUGUAACGAGUUUAGAAUGUCUAUAUUACACAAAUUGAUAGACAAGCCUUCGGAAUAGCUGUAUCUAAAUUAACAGAUAUUUACUUCCAUUUGCGCAUUUGUAAUUUAACACGAAAUUGCGCUGACACAAAUUGAUUUUGCAGUAUAGCAGAAUGUUUUUUUAUUAUAAAAUGUCUAAAAUACUAAUCCAUAAACUGUGUUUUAAUGGAUCAUUUAUAUCGUUCAAUUUUUUUAUCCUACAGUGGAUUGUAGAUAUUUGUAUCAACUUUUUUUUUUUUUUUUUU
Messenger RNA from Formica exsecta, 5611 nucleotides. RefSeq names its product phosphoinositide 3-kinase regulatory subunit 4 (gene Vps15). The record is from RefSeq and is a predicted model, not a curated record. Gene Ontology annotation, cellular component: late endosome; phosphatidylinositol 3-kinase complex, class III, type II; nucleus-vacuole junction. The coding region runs from base 138 to 4484 and encodes 1448 amino acids. Gene Ontology annotation, biological process: macroautophagy; late endosome to vacuole transport; protein targeting to vacuole. The transcript is spliced from 17 exons. Gene Ontology annotation, molecular function: protein binding; protein serine/threonine kinase activity; ATP binding. NCBI's taxonomy places the organism in Eukaryota, Metazoa, Arthropoda, Insecta, Hymenoptera, Formicidae.